GUAAUCGGAUGACGUGGCUAAAGCCACGUCAGUCGAUAUAUUAAAAAAAAAAAAAAAGAGGUAAAUGGAUGAGCACGUCUUUGUGGGAGAGAGAGGCAGAGGGAGAACGUUUGUUUUUGUCGUCUUUGUGGGAAGAGAAAAGCAGAGCUUUGGUUUCUAUUGUCCUCUUCGUGGGAGGAGGGAGCAAACCGAGUGGGUCUUCAUGGAUUUCGAGUGGUCAUCUUCGUGGGAGGAGGGAGCAAAUCGCGUGGGUCUUCGUGGGAGGAGAAAAAGCAGAGGCUUUUGGCAUUCUUCGCGGGUCGUUGAAGUGGCUUCAGAUCUGUGCUUGUCCUGUGCUACCAACGACACACUCGAUUCCUGGUUCUAUGCUGUUUAUGGGUGCCAGAGAGGUCAUAAGAUGGAUUAUAACAUUUCUUGUGAUUUUCUUACACACUUGCUGACCUUCUUCUUGAAAUCAUCUCUCCUAUCUCUCCAUUCCUUCUGCAAAUACAAAAUGCAAACAUGGAUCUUAGAGCACAGGGGAUUCGUCAUUAGGACUGGAAAGCAUUGAUAUUAUACUCAAAACAAUACUUUCAACCUGAAACAACAAAAAAAAAAAAA
Juglans regia (Persian walnut) is the source of this 600-nucleotide messenger RNA. RefSeq lists its product as uncharacterized. The record is from RefSeq and is a predicted model, not a curated record. The transcript has 2 exons. Lineage: Eukaryota; Viridiplantae; Streptophyta; Magnoliopsida; Fagales; Juglandaceae. Bases 65 to 550 code for a protein of 161 amino acids.